UUAUCUGAAUUUGCUGCUGAAGUAACAAAAGUAGCUAGAGAAGUGGGAACUGAAGGAAAAUUUGGUGCUCGAGCCCAAGUUAAGGAUGUAAGAGGAACUUGGAAAGAAAUCACAUAUAAUGUCAAUACCAUGGCAGCAAAUUUAACUCUUCAAGUACGUGCAUUUGCACAACUUUCUGCUGCUUUAAAUGAUGGAAAUUUUACUCGAUUUGUUGAUGAAUCUGAUGCAUUGGAUAGUCUUAAAACUAAAAUAUGUCAAAUGGUGUAUAAUUUAACAGAAAGUAUUCAAUUAAGUAAUGGUUUAAGAGGAGCAGCUGAAUUAGCUAGUAUAAGUAAGAGUGAGUUUUUGGUAAAUAAGUCGCAUGAGAUGCAUGCUCCUAUAAAUGGUAUUAUAGGAAUGACAACCUUGAUACUUGAAACAGAGUUAACAUGUCAACAACGUGAGAAUUUAACAAUGGUUAGUUCUUUAGCUAAUUCUUUAUUGACAAUUAUUGAUGAUAUUUUGGAUAUUCCAAAGA
Molecule: messenger RNA, 517 nt
Organism: Entrophospora candida
Lineage: Eukaryota; Fungi; Glomeromycota; Glomeromycetes; Entrophosporales; Entrophosporaceae
Source: the annotation of a GenBank genome assembly